ACAAGCGCUGUUCAUUGACAGAAAUGGCCACCACGGAAGUGGAGCGCAGACGAGGCCAGCUCGCUGCUCUGUCCAUAGCAGCAGUAGUCAUCAUCGUGGGAGUCCCCCUGUGGUGGCGAACAACUGAAACGUACCGCGCUUGGUUGCCUGUCAGUCAUAUAAGAGAACUGGCAAAACUCCAGCUCCAGUUGAGUGCUGAUGUGGAGGUUGUGUUUGCACGUGGCACCGUUACACCCGAGCAGCAGAAGAAGGUCCCACUGACACAGACACAGGAUGAAGAACAUGCAGUAGAUGAGGACACAGCUUUGAGGUACAGAUAUGAGACAAGGUAUCGCACAGCUACAAUCAUGGAGGAGGAUGCCCUUAACAAGCCCUCUACUGCAGAAGCGGAUCUAUCUUUGCACAUGCUCAGUGAGUGUCCUUGCGGUUCUUUGGUUAUAUAUGUGAUCCCAGAAUCAUCUUCACUACUACCUGAGGGUGUAAAUGUGUACAUCGGUCAGCGACGGACAGCUCUGCUGCGUAUCGGGGCUCAGAUGAGAGUAGGCAAAACUCUAGAGCAGCUGCUGACUCACCUGGAGCCUCGGAUCAAACAGGUGCUACAGGUGAUGUCUUUUAGCCACACAGACAUUACCGCUGCCCUCAGCGACAGAGUGCGUUUCAACCCUGACAGCAAAGAAAGCAUUGCUGAUAGUAUGAGAGCCUUCAAAUCCAGCCCAGGUUAUGAGAUAACCUUCAGUCUGUUGAACCCAGACCCAAAGUCACACCGGCUACAUUGGGACAUAGAGGGUGCUGUGCAGACCUAUAUCCAGCCUUUGCUUACAAAACUGUCACCUGUAGCCAACUUUAGCAUUGAUUCCCAGACUUUGCACUAUGCUAUGCUUGGUGUUAACCCACGCUUUGACAGCAGCCGCAGUGCCUACACCCUCAACGCUGACAGCCUUGCACAUGUCAUCAACCCAGUGGAAGCCAGACUUGGGUCUAAUGCUGCAUCUUCGAACCCAGUGUUAAAUUUUCUUCUCUAUGUUCCGGAUGCCCAGCACUCUCCGCUUUACAUCCAGGAUCACAAGAAACAAGAAGUGCCCUCUAAUGCAUUUCAUUCCCCACGUUGGGGAGGAAUUAUGGUUUAUAACAUUAACAGUUUAUAUGGACCAGAGGCUAAGUUUCCUGUUAACAUCAACAUCAACAUGGCCAAAGUCAUGGGAGUCUUCCUUGCACAGCUUCGACUGUUGCUGGGCGUACAGUCAUCAGCCUCUCCCUCCGACUUCCUGGUGGCGCCAUGCGGCAGUACAGGACUAGCUGACUGGGAGCUGGAUCGUCUCAUGUGGAGUCGCAGUGUGGAAAAUAUAGCAACAGCCACCACUACCAUCACCUCUUUAGCACAGCUGCUGGACCAGAUAGGCAAUAUUGUCAUUAAUGACAACAUAGCCCAACAGGUAUCCAGUGCUGUCACAACUCUGCAGCUGGCUGUGGCCGAGCUGGAGGCUGGGAACCUUGGCUUUGCUCUUCAGUACAGUAAAGAAGCCAUCUUGGCAUCAGAGAAAGCAUUCUUUGAUCCUUCACUCCUUCAUCUCCUCUACUUUCCUGAUGACCAGAAGUUUGCUAUCUACAUUCCCCUCUUCCUGCCCAUGUGUGUACCUAUUCUGCUGUCAUUGCUCAAAAUAGCAUCUGAGGCUAGACAGAAAUACAGAGAAAAGCAAGCCAAGAAAGACUGAGAGACACCUGAGGAGAGAAAGGUGUGAGUAAUAAAUAUCAUGCUAUGAACACAUUGCUUUGUUUGUGGCCUUUCCCUUUUAAUGCAGAUGUGGAAAAGGUUGAUUUACAGCUAUGAGAUUUUAGGUUUGCAAUUCGGUCAUCGAAUGUGGGAUUUUUUCCUUUGUUUCAUUUUAAGAUGAAUGUCUGUUUAUAGGUUACAUUGAAUGACUGUUGAAACUAAUACUGUACAAUUGAAAGCUUGAAUUCUUGUAAAUGUGUACAACUUUUAUAUUUGAAUUACUUUCUAUUCUAAGUUAUUAAGAAAUAAAGACUAAAGUCU
Molecule: messenger RNA, 2032 nt
Organism: Melanotaenia boesemani (Boeseman's rainbowfish)
Lineage: Eukaryota; Metazoa; Chordata; Actinopteri; Atheriniformes; Melanotaeniidae
Gene: pigs
Product: phosphatidylinositol glycan anchor biosynthesis, class S
Exons: 12
Coding region: 24-1712 (562 amino acids)
Biological process (GO): attachment of GPI anchor to protein
Cellular component (GO): GPI-anchor transamidase complex
Source: RefSeq, a predicted model, not a curated record